AUUGUCUUAGUUUGCAACCAUGAGAACCUUAUUAUACCUCUGCAGUGUAUGCGUGUGCCUGGCUUACACCGCAGGACUGCCGUACUCAGCGAAGGACUCCGACACUGACUCCAAGCCAAGAAUGGUGACAGAAAACAUGAUACACGCUAAUCCUCGACUCAAACGGGGAUAUGGGGGUGGAUACGGUGGUGGUAGAGGAGGUGGUUUUGGAGGAGGUAGUGGUUCCGGAGGUGGUUACGGAGGUGGUUACGGAGGUGGUUACGGAGGUGGUUACGGAGGUGGUUACGGAGGUGGUUAUGGAGGUGGUUAUGGAGGUGGUUACGGAGGUGGUUACGGAGGUGGAUUCGGAGGUGGUUGGGGACGGUGA
Pararge aegeria (speckled wood butterfly) is the source of this 367-nucleotide messenger RNA. RefSeq names its product glycine-rich protein DOT1-like. The coding region runs from base 20 to 367 and encodes 115 amino acids. The record is from RefSeq and is a predicted model, not a curated record. The transcript has 4 exons. NCBI's taxonomy places the organism in Eukaryota, Metazoa, Arthropoda, Insecta, Lepidoptera, Nymphalidae.